GCAUGCUUCCUCUCUGCAAUGCGGGUUGGACAUGCAGAAUACUCGCGGAAUACGAUACACCACCAAUCGUCGACAAUGCCUCUAGCACGAUCUUGUCUGCACCUGCUGCUCCUCUUCUCCAGCAUCGCAGCGGCGGCCUCUGCGGCGACAGAGCGGAUCCCGAACUCCACCACGUGGCCGUCGUCGUGCCCGUCGUACCGGUGCGGCCACGCCGUGGACAUCCGGUACCCGUUCUGGAUCGACGACGCCAGCAACGCCUCGUCGUCGUCGUCGUCGUCGUCGUCCUCGGACUGCGGGUACCCGAGCCUGCGGCUGGAGUGCCGGCGCGAGACGCCGGUGCUGCCGCUCCCGUCGGGGGACUACGCCGUGACGCGCGUCAUGUACGGCGACCGCACCGUGUCGCUCUUCGACCUCGGCGUGUUCUCGCUGUCCAACACCUGCCCGCUGGUGGGCCGCAACCUGUCCCUCCCCGCGGGGUCGCCGCUGUCGCUCACGCCCCGGGACGCCAACCUCACCUUCUUCGUCCACUGCUCCUUCGCGGGCGUCCCCGCGCGCCACCUCGUGGCGUGCCUCGAGGGCGACGGCAGGCACCACUCGUACGUGUUCUGCGACGGCGACGAGCUCGCGCCCUACGCCUACGCGGGGCUGUGCCAGAGCGUCAUCGCCAUGCCCGUGCUGCGGAGGUCCCUGCUCGGCACCGGGAGCACCACCAGGAGCCCGCUGGACGCCAUCGUGCCCGCGCUCAACAUGGGGUUCGAGCUGAGCUGGAGGCCCGAGGCGGACGGGGAGUGCGGACAGUGCGAGAGUGCCGGCGGCCUGUGCGGGCGCCGUCGGCUGGCGGGGCAGCACGGGGCCUGGACCUUCGCGUGCUUCCGCGCUGCGGCGGCGGCGAACCCAGCGUUGAUUUCUCCUAAAACUCCAGUGCGGGAACCUAAGCAUCUACUACCCGUUCUGGCUCACGGGCACGCACCAGCGGCACUGCGGCUACAAGGCGUUCCAGGUCACCUGCGAGGAGCGGAAGGUGUACCUGAAGAACUCGUACUGGGCGUACCAGGUCCUGGACAUCUCGUACGAGAACAGCUCGUUCGUCGUCACCAACGUCAACCUUCCGGAGGACGGCGGCUCCUUCUGCGACCUCAGCCUCAUCGGCAACGCCUCCUCCGACCUGAGCGCCGCGCCGUUCAAGAUCAGCGGCAGGAACCGGGAGCUGUUCUUCCUCAGCGAUUGCCAGGGCCAGGGCCAGGCACGGCAGCCGUCCCCUCCUUCUUCUUGGGCGCAAAUGAAUUGUAGCGACUACGGCGACGGCUCGGCCGCCGCCAAGUCGUUCGCGUGGCUUGCUGGCAAGUACAGGCCCGACGACACCUUGAAGCCGCCGCUGCCGCUGAACUGCACGGUGUCGUCAUUGAUGCCGGUGCUGGGAUACCAGGGGGCCGGGCCGGCCGACUACGACCGCCUAAUGAAUCUUGGGUUCCUCCUCGAGCACAACUUCACGGCGGAGGACUGCGCGGCUUGCGCUAGCACCGGCGACAGGUGCUCGGUCGACCCCGACGACGACCAGCUGGUGUGCAACUGCUCCGACGGCCAGUACUGGUUUUUCUGCGGUCAGUAUGUUAAUUUGCCGGCCCUUACGAUUCAGUAAUUCAUUUGUUUACCUUG
Messenger RNA from Zea mays, 1656 nucleotides. RefSeq lists its product as uncharacterized. The coding region runs from base 19 to 1290 and encodes 423 amino acids. The transcript has 2 exons. The record is from RefSeq and is marked predicted. Lineage: Eukaryota; Viridiplantae; Streptophyta; Magnoliopsida; Poales; Poaceae. Gene Ontology annotation, molecular function: polysaccharide binding.